This is a messenger RNA of Knipowitschia caucasica, 1338 nucleotides long. Lineage: Eukaryota; Metazoa; Chordata; Actinopteri; Gobiiformes; Gobiidae. The record is from the annotation of a GenBank genome assembly.
AUGAGCAAGAAGAGAGAGGAGCGAGAGGAGCGAGAAGAGAGCGAGAGGAACGAGAAAAGUGAGGAGCGAGAGUUGCGAGAAAAGAGUGGAGGAGGAGCGGGAGGAGCGAGAAAAGAGAGGAGCGAGAAAAGAGAGAAGCGAGAAAAGGGAGGUGCGAGAAAAGGGAGGAGCGAGAAAAGGGAGGGCGAGAAGAGCGAGAAAAGAGAGGAGCGAGAAGAGAGAGGAGAGAAAAGAGGAACGAGAAAAGGGAGGCGCGAGAAAAGGGAGGCGCGAGAAAAGGGAGGGCGAGAAGAGCGAGAAGAGAGAGGAGCGAAAAGAGAGAGGAGAGAGAGGAGCGAGAAGAGAGAGGAGCGAGAAGAGAGAGGAGCGAGAAAAGAGAGGAGCGAGAAAAGGGAGGAGCGAGAGGAACAAGAAAAGGGAGGCGCGAUAGUAUCGAGAAAAGAGAGGAGCGAGAAAAGAGAGGAGCAAGAAAAGGGAGGUGUGAGAAAAGGGCGGAGCGAGAAAAGGGAGGGCGAGAAGGGCGAGAAAAGAGAGGAGCGAGAAGAGAGAGGAGAGAAAAGAGAAAGGAGCGAGAGGAGUGAGAAGAGAGAGGAGCGAAAAGAGAGAGGAGAGAGAGGAGCGAGAAGAGAGAGGAGCGAGAAGAGAGAGGAGCGAGAAGAGAGAGGAGCGAGAAAAGAGAGGAGUGAGAAAAGAGAGGAGCGAGAAAAGGGAGGUGCGAGAGCAGCAAGAAAAGGGAGGAGCGAGAGUAUCGAGAAAAGAGAGGAGCGAGAAGAGAGAGGAGCGAGAAAAGAGAGGAGCGAGAAAACAGAGGAGAAGAGAGAGGAGAGGAGAGAGGAGCGAGAAAAGAGAGGGGCGAGAAAAGAGAGGAGAGAUAGGAGCGAGAAGGGCGAGAAGAGAGAGGUGCGAGACGAGAGACGAGCGAGAAGAGAGGAGAGAGAUGAGCGAGAAGAGAGAGGAGCGAGAGGAGCGAGAGGAGCGAGAAGAGAGCGAGAACAGGGAGGAGCGAGAGGAGCAAGAAAAGGGAGGAGCGAGAGGAGCGAGAAAAGAGAGGAGCGAGAAAAGAGAGGAGAGAGAGGAGCGAUGAAAGGGAGGAGCGAGAAGAGAGAGGGCGAGAAGAGAGAGGGGCGAGAAGAGAGAGGAGCGAGAAGAGAAAGGAGGGAGAAGAGAGAGGAGCGAGAAAAGAGAGGGGCGAGAAAAGAGCGGAGCGAGAAAAGAGAGGAGAGAGAGGAGCGAAAAGAGAGAAGGGCGAGAAGAGAGAGGUGCGAGAAGAGAGAGGAGCAAGAAGAGAGAGGAGCGAGAGGAGCUAGAAGAGAGCGAGAGGAGCGAGAAGAGAGAUGA